AAGUCCAUCGUGUCAGGUCAUAUCUGCCGGAGACCGAACUUCCUUGCGGCGGCGACUCGUCAUUAAAGAAUUAUCAAUAACAUGGUUUAUCCAGCAGAAAUAACGUGGUCGGAUAGAUGUAAAAACACAAGAAACAUGUUUUCAUCUAGUAUACUUACUUUUUUUGUAUUUCUCUUAUGUGUGACGCUUUCUUUACAACAAAAUUCUGGCUUCGGCGGUCGAAGAACCUUAGUAUUGGUAGACAGUUGGUCUUUGAGAGAAACACAUUCGAUUUUCUUCAAAAUGUUACGUGAUCGCCAUUUUGAAAUAACAUUUAAGACUGCUGAUGAUUCAAGUUUAGCAUUAACAAAGUAUGGUGAAUUCUUAUAUGAUAACUUGAUUAUUUUUUCUCCUUCUGUAGAAGGUAAGUUUUCAUUUUAAUAAAUCAAUCAUUUUGUUACUAUUACUACUGAUAUGUGAAUAUGUGUAUGUAUGUUUUUAGGUGACCCUCUGCGUGAAAUUGCUACGGAAUGUGGUGUUGAAUUUGAUGAAGAGAAGACUUCCGUCAUUGACCAUUUGAACUAUGAUGUUUCUGAUGGAGGAAAGCAUACUCUCAUAGUUGCUGAUUCAAGCAAUUUGCUGGAUGCUCCAAUGAUUGUCGGAAAGAAAUUAACAGCCCCCUUGUUGUUCCAAGGUGUUGGAAUGAUUGCUGACUCUGAAAAUCCUCUUGUUCUAAAUGUACUUCAUGGAUCAUCCACGGCUUAUUCUUUUAACCCAAACAACAAAAUCGAUGAGUUUCCUCAUGCUGUGGGCAAGAAUACUCUACUUAUUGCUGCUUUGCAAGCAAGGAACAAUGCCAGAGUUGUAUUUGUUGGCUCUCUAGAUUUUUUCAGUGACCAGUUUUUCACGGCGCCUGUUCAGAAGGCUAGUGAUGGAUUACGUGUUGAGAAAUCUGGCAAUCAAGAACUUGCAGCCAAUUUAGCUGAAUGGGUUUUGAAGAUGAAAGGUGUUUUACGAGUUCGCAAAGUAUCUCAUCAUAUUUCUGGCAAAACCACCCCACCUCCUGCAUAUACAAUUUUGGAUGAUGUUGAAUACAGUAUUGAAAUUGAAGAAUAUGCCAAUGGAAAGUGGCAACCUUUUGAGGCUGAAAAUGUACAAUUAGAAUUUGUACGCAUUGAUCCAUUUAUUUGCCAGACUUUAGAAGGGAAAGAUGGUGUAUUUUCAACUCGCUUUAAACUUCCUGAUGUUUAUGGUGUGUAUCAGUUCAGAAUAGACUUUAAUAGAAUGGGAUUCACACAUCUAUUCAGUUUGACUCAGGUAUCUGUACGUCCAUUAGAGCAUACGCAAUACGAAAGAUUUAUACCAUCAGCGUAUCCUUAUUAUGUGAGUGCAUUUUCUAUGAUGUUUGGUGUGUUCCUGUUAAGUUUGGUAUUCCUCCACUACAAAGAAGAUGUCAAAGAAAAAGACGAGUGAACAUAGCUAAACCAGUAGAAAGUAAAAUGACUCAUUCCAUUUCACAUUUUAUUACAUUUUCUUCAACUAAAAAAUUGUUAAUAAAAUUUAAAAAGUA
Molecule: messenger RNA, 1549 nt
Organism: Octopus bimaculoides (California two-spot octopus)
Lineage: Eukaryota; Metazoa; Mollusca; Cephalopoda; Octopoda; Octopodidae
Product: dolichyl-diphosphooligosaccharide--protein glycosyltransferase 48 kDa subunit-like
Cellular component (GO): endoplasmic reticulum membrane; oligosaccharyltransferase complex
Source: RefSeq, a predicted model, not a curated record